UAGAAUGAAAAUAUCAUUAUUGCGAAAAGAAAGAGACUGUCAGUGGGAACAAGGGUUAAAAGGGAGGGAAGACGGAGAGUUAGAUGCAAAUCUGAAUGGGAGAAGGGAAUUAAGUACCUACUCUCUACAUCACAAGGUGGAAGAGGAGACGACUGUGGCACCACCACCUCCUGCUCCGCUUCACUAUUCUGGUUAUUCUUCUUCCUUGUACUCUUCUUUCUAAUUCUGCAUAUUUAACGAAUCUUGAAUCUUAUUCUGCCCUCUUUUCAUUGCUUUUUUUUCUUAAAACUUGUCCAUUUCCUUCAUUGUCUCCUGCAAUAUGAACAUGGGUUUUGCCCCUUUUGGUGUUGGUAAUGGAGGAUCUUCAUCAUCUUUCUCCAAUUUAUCACCUUUGGCGCCGCCCUUUACUCUUGAUCGUUCGGUUACUAAACCUUUAUCAACCCCACUUGUGGAUAUCACUGAACCUGAACCUGAACCUGAAUUUGGGGUUGGGGUUGGGGUUCCCCUCAACCCUUUGCAACACAAUUGGCUCCCUUCCACCUCCAAAACCUCAGCCCAUGACUUCGAUUGGUUACCCUUCUCUACUGGCUCUGGAUACCCCAGGUCGCAGGCUAUGAUGGACCCUUCUCAUAACCAUGGACCUCUUUUGGGUCGUCUUACAAUCACUUCAACUGACCUCUCCUCAUACCACGGAUCCUCUGAUGGAGUAACAACUAGUAUGGGCAAACCAAAACCCUAUUAUCCUUCUUAUGCCGCAACUUCAUCUAACAAAGCUGGUCCUACGGUCAUUGUUGAUCAACCAAGUUAUGAUUGGCUAUCAAACUCGCACGUUGUUACAUUCGAAGGGCCCCCGUGCACCGACUUCUCUCGCGGAUCUUCAGCUUCUGAGAGAUCAACUGAAGAGGCUUCACAUUCUGUUGAUGUGCUUGAUCUGAAUAAAUGCAACGACUUUGUAAGAGAAUAUCCAAAUGAGGAAUUGUUUUCGGAGCGAAACCGUAACAUUGAGAGAAUUUCUAACAUGGAUGCUCAUUCUGCAUUUCCAGGAUGUCAUCCUAAGACUAGGACACCACCUUCCAAUCCAGCCUCAAGUUCUCAAAACUCUCCAUUUCUGAAAAAGCCUCCAUAUCUGGAAAUCUCGAGAGAGCAAGAUUCUAGACUGAACGUGACUACAUCAAUUGUCAAUUCUCCCGCUACUUUUUCCAUCAGACCAUCUGUUGUCAGCGCUGAUUCUUUUGCCUGGAAUGUCAGCUCAUGUCAUGUUAACUCUGAGAGCAAGGAAUUCGUCAGUGCAGAGAAUUAUGAUACAUGUAUAGAUAAAAACGAUCCCGUAAUUACUGAGCCCUCAUCAACCAAAAUUCAUGACUUGCGAAACAAUAUACAUUCUGCUAAGGAUUCGCCAGAUCGUAGAUUGAAGGCUGGAAUGAGACUUCAUAUUCCCGAUGCCAGUCCUCAUUUUAGUUUGGACCCUAAAGGAAUUGAAACUGCCACAACAACUGAGAGUUCCUCUGAAAGUUUUGAUCAGUACAACCUUGCAUCAGUAGACUCACCUUGCUGGAAAGGAGUUCCAAUUAGUCAGAUUUCUCCUUUUCAAGCAUUUGAGAUUGUUACUCCGAGUCGUACGAAGAUGUUGGAAGUUUACAACAGUGUGAAUCUGUCAUUGUCUCAAGUACCCCCGUCUACUGCUGAGGAUACUGUGAAAGUCAUAGUUCAUGAACCAAAUGAAAGCACGAUAGGCAGCAUUCUGGAAAAAGGUGCAACAUCUUCUCCAAAGAUGCCUUCAGUUUUUGGUUCCUCCUUGCCUGCAGAACAGAAAAGUAGCAAUUCUGUGAAAGCAGGAGAAUUUUGUUCAAAGAUGGGUUGCUUCCAUCCAGCUACCAGUAGCGUCUAUGAAGCGUUUGAAGAUGGUGGUGACUUCUAUUCUUCCUUUUCCAUACCACAAGAUAAAUAUAAGCAUAAUUUAGAGUCUGGAAAAAGGAUUGCACAUACAAGUUGUACGGAAAAGCAUGCAGAUGCAAGAUUAAAUAGCGACAACUCUUCUGGAAAUGGUUUAAAUCAUUUGUCGUUUGAUGCUGCAGAACAUGUAAAGGCAUUUCAUGGAGAAUCAACUUCAAAAGUUGAUAUCAGGAUUUUGGUUGAUACAUUGCAUAGUCUAUCAGAGUUGCUCCUUGCACAUUGUUCAAAUGGUUUGGAUGCAUUACACCAAAAAGACGUCAUAUCCCUCGAGACUGUGAUGAAUAACCUUGAUGUGUGUAUAAAUAGCGUUGGAUCACAAGGUUCUCUCUCAUCUGAGCAAAGGACUUCACAAAGCCUUGAGCAGUUUCAUCAGCUUCAUGCGCAUUUCCAGGAUUUGGGAGUGCUCAAGUCCCAGUCCCAGAUGACAAAGAUUGAAGGUGAAAAUUUGGAGUGUCUAUCAAAUGAUCGAAAUGGUGUCGAGGAAACGAAUCAAUACAUAUUAUCUGUCAAGAAAGACAAAGAAGCUGCUGGCACUCAUCAUCUUAGGAAUGGGAUUGACUCGAUGAAAGAAGAUAGCAUGACCAAGGCUCUUAAGAAGGUUCUGAGUGAGAAUUUUCAUGACGAUGAAGAACAUCCUCAAACUCUCUUAUUCAAGAAUCUAUGGCUUCAAGCAGAAGCUGCGUUAUGUGCCUCCAAUUUAAGAGCUCGUUUUAAUAGUGCAAAGUCAGAAAUGGAGAAAUAUGAAUCACCAAAAGUGAAAGAACAUGCCAAAAAUCACAACCAACUAUUCGUUUCUGGUGCAUCUCCUGGUUCAAACACCAUUGCGAAAGUGGCAUCUAAGACUAAAGUUGGUUCCACCCCAUUUGUUUCCGUCCAAACUUCCCCUGCCGUGAGUGUCAGAAGUCAUGCAUCAGAUGACGUGAUUACUAGAUUCAAUAUUCUCAAACACCGAGACGAUGAAGCAAAGCUUAGGGAUGCCGAAAAUUCGGGAACACUAUCUGAUUUUGAGGUUUCAGUUAAACAACGCAUGGUUGAAAAAUCCGCACUCGAGAAGGAACAAAGUGCAGGCCCACAUAUGAAAGACAUGGAUUCUUCCUUCCCCUCUUCAAAGGUCAAGGGGAAUGAUUCUGGGCCAGCUCCUCGGUCGACUUCCCCCAUCUUGACCAGGACCAGUCAUAUAGACGAUGUUAUGUCGAGAUUUCAAAUUCUGAAAUCUCGAGACGAGCACGUAAGUUCUUUGAAUGCGGGAAAGGUGCAGAAAGUUACAAGUUCCCAUUGCAGUGAGAUUGGGAAGGCGGCACCUGAAGGUGUCAUCUCGAUGAUACAUCACCCCAUUGCAGAUAACAAAAAUGAAGUUGAUGAUUUAGAUGGUUCAGUAGUGGGCAGACUAGAUGUCCUAAGGAGUUGGGUAAACAACAUAAGCCCAACCCCUGCAGGAGAAAACUUACAGGAGUAUUGGACAUCUGUGGAAAACAAAGUAAAAAUGGAACCUUUCUUGCGGCCUGAAGCUGGUAAGGAUAGUAGAAGCCAUUUUGAGGGCAAGCUUCCUGCUGGUUGUUCUAAUGGGUCCUCAUCAGACUGGGAACAUGUUCUCUGGUGCGAUUGAAUGUGUAUAGAGUUCUAAUGAUCCUUUUCUCAGUGUAUCAUACGUUUUUAUUUCUGUUGAAUCAACUUCUGGUGAGACUGUUUAACUCACUCAGAUUCUCUGCGAUCCUCAACUACCAUCGAUCAUAAUACAUAUCUUGUUUGUUCAUAAUAGAUAUCUUGUUUGUAA
Messenger RNA from Cucurbita moschata (crookneck pumpkin), 3727 nucleotides. RefSeq lists its product as uncharacterized. NCBI's taxonomy places the organism in Eukaryota, Viridiplantae, Streptophyta, Magnoliopsida, Cucurbitales, Cucurbitaceae. The coding region runs from base 320 to 3559 and encodes 1079 amino acids. The record is from RefSeq and is a predicted model, not a curated record. The transcript is spliced from 4 exons.